Messenger RNA from Coniosporium apollinis CBS 100218, 1359 nucleotides. RefSeq lists its product as uncharacterized. The transcript has a single exon. Bases 1 to 1359 code for a protein of 452 amino acids. Gene Ontology annotation, molecular function: mRNA binding; protein binding. The record is from RefSeq and is a predicted model, not a curated record. Gene Ontology annotation, biological process: mRNA splicing, via spliceosome. NCBI's taxonomy places the organism in Eukaryota, Fungi, Ascomycota, Dothideomycetes. Gene Ontology annotation, cellular component: catalytic step 2 spliceosome.
AUGACGACCUCGACCACAGGUAAAGUGCCCACGGGCUACGCCGAAGAAAUAGUACUCAGCGAGUCCACCUUCAGGUCCGCCCACCGCGCCAUCGAGUCCGCCUCCGAGCCACCCAGCAAGAAGCGGAAAAGAGAGGAGCGCGGCGAUGCCAGCAUACUGUACGGCAAGGGUGCUUAUAAAGGGCCAUGGGCGCGAUAUGAAGAGGAGCAACCAGAGGCGAGCUCAGGCUCGGAAGAGGAGGUGGAGUACGAAGAGGACGAAAUAGCGCCGCAACCGCUACCAGCGCCAACGAAGGCGGGCACAGAUUACGCGGAAACAGGAGAUGGGAAGGAGACCACCCAGUUCCACGGAUCACAGCAGUACGACUAUCAAGGGCGGACCUACAUGCACGUACCGCAAGACCUAGGCAUCUCACUAAAAGGCGACAUCGAUGUAAAGAACUACUACUCGAAGAAGCUGAUCCACACCUGGAAAGCGCACAGCAAAGCCAUCAACCAGCUGCGCUUCUUCCCCGACUCCGGCCACCUGCUCCUCUCCGCCUCCGCAGACUCCAAAGUCUCCCUCUUCGACGUCUACCACCAGCGCGAGCUGCUGCGCACCUACUCCGGGCACACGAAGAGUGUAAACGACAUAUCCUUCAACUAUGACGGCCGCUCCUUCCUCACCGCCUCCUACGACAAAUCCAUGAAGCUCUGGGACACCGAGACCGGAGCCUGCAUCUCACGCUUCAGCACCAAAGCCACGCCCCACGUAAUCCGCUUCAACCCCUCCGAAUCCCACAACCACGAGUUCCUCGCCGGCCUCUCCGACAAGCGCAUCGUGCAGUUCGAUACGCGCUCCGGCGAGCUGGUCCAAGAAUACGACCACCACCUAGGCCCGGUGAACACGAUAACCUUCUGCGACGAGAACCGGCGGUUCAUCACCACGAGCGACGACAAGUCCCUGCGGGCCUGGGAAUACAACAUCCCCGUGCCCAUCAAAUUCAUCGCCGAGCCGCACAUGUACCCCAUGGUGCGCGCGGCCCCGCAUCCCUCGGGGAAAUACGUCGCCUUCCAAAGCUCCGACAACCAGAUCGUCGUCUACCAAUCGACGGACCGCUUCCGACAGAAUCGGAAGAAGGGCUUCAGGGGCCACAAUAAUGCGGGCUAUGCGAUUGAUGUGAGUAUUAGCCCUGAUGGCGGACUGAUCGCGAGUGGGGACACGGGCGGGUUCCUGUGCUUCUGGGACUGGAAGAGCUGUAAGAUGGUGCAUAAGAUCUCGACGGGGGAGGCGCCGGUCUUGGCCGCGCAGUGGCAUCCCAGGGAGACGAGUAAGGUCGCGACGGGGGAUUUGAAUGGAGUGGUUAAGUACUGGGAUUAA